Molecule: messenger RNA, 575 nt
Organism: Cucurbita pepo subsp. pepo (vegetable marrow)
Lineage: Eukaryota; Viridiplantae; Streptophyta; Magnoliopsida; Cucurbitales; Cucurbitaceae
Source: RefSeq, a predicted model, not a curated record
CUCAUCAGAUUGCUCUGUAACGCAAAGCGCAGAAGAAUGUCGACUCCGGUGACGGAGGCAGUUUUGCUGUCGGGGAUAUUUCUGUUGCUUUCAGGUUCGUGUAUUGUCGUUCUUAAUUUUGAUUUGAUGGGGCGAUGGGUUCCAAUUGUGGGGUUGCUAGUGGUUGCCGGAGUGGCGGUGGUGGCCGCGAGAGCCACCAUGGUGGCGUGGAUCACGGUGUUGGUGCUGUUGGCGUUCGCAGGAAACCGACGGCGGGUUUUGGUGAAACAGGGGAGACAGAUCACCGCUGAUGUAGCCAUGUACUUGGGCGCCGUGUUGGUUAAAGAAAGAGGGCUUGUUGCUGUUGCUUUCGCCGCCGUCCUCAGCUUCGUCGCCGUGGUUCGGUCGAUGGAGAUCGAUUCACUCUCUGUUUCUGUUUAAUCUCAACAAUCAUGGAAGAAAAAGAAUGGUUUUUGAUUUUGUCCGGAGAGAGAAAUUGGGGGAAUUUUACUUUAUUUGAUAGUGGUGGUAGAUUGAGCCAUAUAGUCACUUUGUAGCAGCCUUCAGAAAAUGCUAGUCUAAGAUUUGAUUGUACA